AUGAUCUCUCCAACGCCCUCCCCCCCAUACCCACUUUGUUAAUUUACAUGGAGUUAAAGCUCCUUGUCUCUGGAGAGGAAGAUCAUCCUGUGGAGAGUUAACUCCAUAUGAGCUGAUUAAAUGGAUAAAGAUGAACUGAUGGCAGAUGCAGAGCAGUAGAAGCACAACUGAGAAAGGAGAAAUGAGUUGCUGUGUGGCGAGUUAGAUUCAGACGGAGACGGUGGGCGUGGCGAGCCUACUAAGCCUUCUGGUACCUUGUCAACUUUUAUGGUUUGAAUAGUCAAUAAAGAUUGACGAAGUUUAAUGAAGUUUUUCUUUGUUGCAUGAAAGAACAGUAGCAGUGAAUUAAAACAGCCUUAGUCUUGUCAUUUUUUUUCUCCCUCUUCCAGCCUCUCUGCCACCUCCUCCUUUCUCUUGCACUUUCUCUCUGAUGUUGCUGAGAAAGUGUGUGUCUGUGUGGUUGGCGGAGGAUAUUCUGAGCUUGGCCCAUGUAUGUGUGUGCAUCAGAGUUUAAUUACGGUGUGCAUAGAAACGAGUGUAAUUAGCCAGCGCUCGCUUCCCUGCCGCCCAGCUAACAACCAGCAUCCCCUCUGUGCCUGCUCUUUCUCUCCCUGCCUUUCUUCUUUGUCUCUCUCCCUCCCUCCUUCCUCUUGUCUCCUGCCUGUUGCCACAACGACAAGCCCCACUCCGCCAUUGUUACCCGCUGUUCUCCAAGAACAAAGGAGGAGGCUAUUAGCUCCCUGAGAGAGGAGUGGUGGAAAUGGAGGAUAGGGAUGGAGAGAAAGAGAAAGAGGAUUGCUGUGAGGGUGGGUAGAUGAGCGUGGGGAAGAGAGAGAGAGACCCGACGAACAAGUGAGGGAAGGAGAGAAACAGGCACGAAGGAAGUGCGCAAGGACACAAAAGAGAUGGAUAAGUUAAAAAAGACCAGGAUGGUGGACAGGAAAAGCAGACACAGAAGAAGAAGGUGAAGGAGCUAAAAGUUCUUGAUUCGAAGUCUUCACAAAAUCUCUCAAUUUUUCUGGGUUCAUUCCGUCUUCCUUACGAGGAGAUCAAGAAUGCAAUCUUGCAAGUCAAUGAGAAGAUUCUCACAGAGUCCAUGGUUCAGAACCUGAUAAAACAGCUUCCGGGUCCUGAGCAGCUAAGUGUCCUUGGAGAGAUGAAGGAUGAAUACGACGAUCUGGCUGAGUCUGAACAAUUUGGAGUAGUGAUGUCCAGUGUGAAGCGACUGAUGCCACGGCUUCAGGCCAUCCAGUUCAAGCUGCAGUUUGAAGAGCUGCAGAACAACAUCAAGCCAGAUGUGGUGGCUGUGACGGCUGCCUGUGAAGAGCUCAGGAAUAGCAACACAUUUGCCAACCUGCUGCAGAUCAUCCUUCUAGUUGGGAACUACAUGAAUUCCGGCUCUCGGAAUGGAGCUGCAUUCGGCUUCUCCAUGUCCUAUUUGUGCAAGCUGCGCGACACCAAGUCAGCUGAUCUGAAGCAGACGCUGCUCCACUUUCUUGCUGAUGUUUGCAAUGAGCAGUAUCCUGAUGUCAUGAAAUUUCCUGAAGAGCUUAUUCAUGUGGAAAAGGCCAGCAGAGUUUCUGCAGAGACAAUUCAGAAGAAUUUGGAGCAAAUGGGGCGUCAGAUCAAAAGCCUGCAGAAAGAUCUGGAAACUUUCCCUCCUGCACAAAAUGAAAAUGACCAUUUUGUUGAAAAGUUGUCUAGUUUUGUAACCUACGCUCAAGAACAACACGAGAAACUGGAUGGAAUGCAUAAAAAUAUGGAGAAGCAGUACACUGAACUUGGAGACUACUUUGUCUUUGAUCCAAGAAAGAUUUCAGUGGAGGAGUUCUUUGGAGACCUCCACAACUUCAUAAACAUGUUUCAGCAAGCGGUGAAAGAGAACCAGAAAAGGAAGGAAGCUGAAGAGAAGAUCAGGAAGGCCAAGCUGGCUAGAGAAAAAGCAGAGAAGGAGAAAGAGGAGAAACUGAAAAGAAGCCAGGUUCCCGACAUCAACGCAGAGGGUGAUGAAACUGGUAUCAUGGAUGGCCUGUUGGAGGCGCUGCAGUCAGGUGCUGCUUUCAGAAGGAAGCGAGGACCUCGACAAGCAGCCAACCACCGGCGAGCUGGUCAUGCAGUGACCAACAUCCUGGCCAAAGAGCUGAUGCAGGAAGACACAACUUCAUCCAGUAAAAUCCCCAAAAAGAAGGCAAAGUCUGAAAAGGAGGAGCCAAAACUAGAAGGAGCAGAAUCCUUGGAGGAGCUACUGGACCCUGUUCCUUCUCGGUCUAAUUAGGCCUCCAAGUGCUGAAGUUAAAUUUUUUAUAUAUAUAUAUAUAUUGAAAACAGAUUUUUAUCCAAUCCAGAGGCCAACAGCAACAUGGUAUUUUCUUGAUCCCUUUGCUUGCAUGGAUUAUUUUCAGGAUUUCUUUCCUGUUCUGAGUUGGAGAGAGGCAGAACCAGAGGGCCAGGCUCUCGGCUCAGCAUCAGCUUCUGAAUGUUUGCCAAUUUCUUUCAUCAGCAUGUACCUAAAGGUUAAAGUUUUGAUCAAAGGGUGUUUCCCAAAGAUUUCCUCAGGACUGAAUCACUUCCUUUUAUUUCAUGUCAGGAUUUUCCUAUCAGAAAUUACGGCUUAUUUCCAGAACGUCUGUACAAUAGAAACUUCCUAUUUUUUUUCCAACAAGGUAAAACAUACUUCUUUGUAACAUUUUGCGAUACUGUGUGUCUGUAAUACUUUGUCCACCUGUUUUAUUGAAGUGCCAACAAGUCUUAUAAUUUCAUUUGCUAAUGUAGUCUGGUGUAGUUCCCACUGCAGAGAGCAAGUGGACCAGAUCAUUACGCCUUUACCUGAGUUUAUUUUGUGGACAGGAUUUAUCUCAAUGGUGAGCAUCAAAUGGUUAUUUUGUACAAAUAAAAAUGUAGACCACAACCGAAACUGUAAUGAGCAGUGAAUUUAUAUGGAAACCAAAAAUAUUUUUCAAAGUGUGGUUUCAUACAGAGUAGUUUGCAUUCCUCUGUUUUUUGUAUACAAGAAAAACUUGUGUGAAAUUAUCCACUUAUAUUUAGUUUUGUGUGCACAAAUCUGCAUGCACGUGUGUGUCGGUGUGUGUGUGUGUUUGCUUGCAAGUUUCAGUGUUUGCGUGCACAUGCGUGUUGCCAUCUGUAAUUACUGUACAAUACCAACCGGGCCGUCAUGAAUGAUGAUCUUGUGGUCUUUCUGCUGAGAGUAUAGCACACUGGAAAACAGCCCAGAAACUGCUGAGACAAGUAUCUGUGUUCACUUGUUAGUCUGUCUGUUCUCCCACUGAACUGCAGCCGUCGUCUCCGGAUGUCUGGCCCCGCUCCUGUUUGUAUUCUGCAGCCUUGAGCAGACAUGCUGCCAUGAUGUUUUGGUGUAAGACCUGACAGGAAGCACGCCAGGUGAUGUCAGCUGCUCAGUGCAGCGUCUCCUCCUAUGCAAAUCCUUCAAUGUAUCCUGCAGCCCAGCUUUUUAUAAGUCAGUCAGUGCAGCACUGAAAUGGUAUGUUCUGUGAAAAUGAAUGUUUUUUUUUUUUGGAGGGGGGAGGGUUGUUUAUUUUGGGAGAAAGUGGCACUUAAAGGUCAUGAUAAUGUCUGAAUCUGGAGCUAGUGCUUUAUUUUAAUCUUGAAACAGGAACUAUCCACCUGCAUAAAACAUCUCAUUGCUGUAAUUAAACCGAUGUAACUGCUGUGUUAAUGAUUUUCUGUGUUCAGGGAGGCAGCACUAGAUUGUAAGCUUCCAACAAUAGGAACAUCAGAACACCACUGGAAUAUUCUGCCUGAGUUACUUCUUUUUUUUCUGUACCUUUUUUUUUUUUUUUUUUUUGGUCUUUCUAUAACAUAUAUUGUUCUCAAUAAACUCACAAUAAUUUUAAUGAUUUUUUUUUCAGCAAUUGCUUUACACAAUAAGAAAAUGCACAUUCCUUCUGUAAUUUUGAAUUAAAAUGUCUUAAAUUAAAGUGGCCGCUCUGUUUUGUGUUUUAUUUUUAUUUUUUUAUUUAUUUGUUUUUGCCUGGUGAUAUUUUCUACCCACAUACUUUCCUGUUUACUAAUAGAUCUUUUUUUGGGCUCUCAGUAAAUUGAUUGUGACAUGUUUUUUGCAGCUCUGCUUCUCCCUCUCCUGUAAACACAUUGUGCUGUGAAAUACUAUCCAGUCACUGCAGUCUGGCCUUUUGUAACUUUAUGGCCAAAAGGCAGCACAAGAAUGAAUAAACAGUGGAGUUGAUUAUUUCUGCAGAUAAAUCCAAGGAUUUUCCAAGUCUCCAGUGUUUCCAGAGAGAUUUUUCCAACGUUGAUUGCCAGUAUCCAACAGGAAAGCCUCCUCUUUGUGAGUGUAUGUGUGCAGUGAGAUAUGGAAAAUUACUCUGCAGUGUUA
Messenger RNA from Poeciliopsis prolifica (blackstripe livebearer), 4372 nucleotides. It is a transcript of the gene diaph1, whose product is annotated as protein diaphanous homolog 1. Gene Ontology annotation, cellular component: actin filament; cytoplasm. Gene Ontology annotation, biological process: actin filament polymerization. The record is from RefSeq and is a predicted model, not a curated record. NCBI's taxonomy places the organism in Eukaryota, Metazoa, Chordata, Actinopteri, Cyprinodontiformes, Poeciliidae. The transcript is spliced from 11 exons. Gene Ontology annotation, molecular function: actin binding; microtubule binding. Bases 1097 to 2275 code for a protein of 392 amino acids.